Durusdinium trenchii is the source of this 1125-nucleotide messenger RNA. The record is from the annotation of a GenBank genome assembly. NCBI's taxonomy places the organism in Eukaryota, Dinophyceae, Suessiales, Symbiodiniaceae.
GGCUCCAGUGACGCGACUGGUCAGUCCACGACGGGAUCGCGACGACGAUGUGGCGGCGCCUCAUUCGACCCGGCACGGCCGUGGCCGCCUCCGCUUCGGCGGCCUUCGCAGUCCAUGCGCCGAGCCGAUGUGAUGACAAGGAUCCACCGCACCCUCCGCGGUAUCCGUUCUGGGUGAAGUCCGUCUUUCAUGCGCACGAGAUCCCCAGCGUUCGACGUGGCUAUGAAGUGUACCGCCAGGUGUGUGCCACGUGCCACUCCAUGAAACAGUUGCACUUUCGCCACCUGUCCAACUUUGUGUUGCCGGAGAAGCGCAUGAAGGAAAUCGCCGCGUCCUACGACGUGGUGGAUGGGCCUAACGAUGAGGGCGAGAUGUUCACGCGCCCGGGCAUUCUGGUGGAUGCCUUUCCAUCGCCGUACCCCAACGAGGAAGCCGCGCGCUACGCGAAUGGCGGCGCCAAUCCUCCGGAUUUGUCGGUCUACACCACCGCCAAACACGAGGGCUUGGACUACAUUUUUGCACUCCUGCUGGGCUAUCGUGAUCCCCCCGCGGGGAUCGAGGUCCGUGAUGGGCUCUACUACAACGUCUACUUCCCUGGAGGAUUGAUUGGCAUGCCCAAUCCGCUGCACUCCGAUGGUCUCGUCGACUAUGAGGAUGGAACUCCAUGCACAAAGUCUCAGAUGGCCAAGGACGUGGUGAACUUCCUGUGCUGGGCUGCGGAACCGGCGCACGAUGAGCGGAAACUGAUCGGCUUGAAGGCCGCGUCCGCCUGCCUAGUUGGCACCUUCAUUGUGGGCUUCUGGUACCGCAGCAUGUGGAUCGGGUGCGCCCGGUGGAGGAUCCGACCGGAGGACUUCUUCGGCUUCCCCGAAAGCUUUGAGACCAUGGGAAGCAACACUUGAGGUUCAAGACCCGGCGUAUCGAUUUCACCAAAGCCGUGAUGUGAGCGAUGCCCGCGGCAAGAAGGGGUCGCCUGAUUUGGGAGCACCUGCAUGUUCAUCAGAACAGCCCACGAAAGUCAGCCAUCUGGAGGAAAUGCAAUCAAACACAUCAUCACAUCAUCAAUUCCUAAUUACACAAAGCUGCAUUCCACUCUGCACUACCACACAGACGCGCUGAAGAAGG